Molecule: messenger RNA, 3327 nt
Organism: Pleuronectes platessa (European plaice)
Lineage: Eukaryota; Metazoa; Chordata; Actinopteri; Pleuronectiformes; Pleuronectidae
Product: zinc finger protein 260
Exons: 5
Coding region: 916-2664 (582 amino acids)
Biological process (GO): regulation of DNA-templated transcription
Molecular function (GO): DNA-binding transcription factor activity, RNA polymerase II-specific; RNA polymerase II cis-regulatory region sequence-specific DNA binding
Source: RefSeq, a predicted model, not a curated record
AUUUCUAAGCAUUUAUUAUUUCCAUGACAUGUUUCUUGCAUGAAACCAACGAGACUUUGUUGAGCUGGAUUGAAAGGAACUGGGAGAACUGGGCUAGAGGACUUCCUACACUCAGACUCAGGCUGAAUGAGCGGCUUUGUGCCCGAGAGACAGACCCACAAACUGUUCUUUGAAUUGUUUUGCAGUUGGGGCCGGACUGAUGCACAAGCGACACUAUGUCAACUCAUAAAGCCUGAUUGAUAGAGGAGAGAGAGGCGUCAGUCUCGGCCCACUCCUUCCUCCGGGCAUUCAGGACGCUCACAGGGACGGCAGCAGGAAGACGGAGUCACCGGGUCACAGCAGGAGAGAGGGGACGCACACACCAGGGUUUACAGUGAGUCCGUGUCCUUCUGAGAUAUUCAGAUGUAUUUCAAUCCUUUCUGAUGAGGAUUAGAAGGAAUUAAAAAUAUGUAAUUUAAUGUAAAGUUAAGGGAGGAACAGUGCAGAGUGUGAAGAACAUCUGGAGACCCUGAGCGACACGCUGCAGUGGAGUUGAUGACUGGUGUGUUGUGCCCCCUGCAGGCUACAGGGAGACACUACACAUAAACAACUGGAUGGAAGCUGGAUAUAGUUACUCAAAUAUUGGAUUUAAACAUCUGUCGCGUCUACGUUUUUAUACUUAAUUGUUAUUAUUGUUGUUGUUAUUCUUCUUCAUCUUCUUCUUUUUAUUAAAUUAAAGGGAGUAGUGGCAAACAUGCAGUACCACAUCCUUAGCGAUAGGGAGCAAACGUUUUCCUAAGAUUCCAACUAGAGUGCUUGUAAAUCCCACGAAGAAGAGGAACCCGGAACAACAACAUCCUGUCAGAAGUCGCUCUGUGUGAAAAAAUGAAACUUUAAAUAAUAAAAUCAUGUAGAAGUAAAGUGAGACUCGACCCCAUGUUGCGUGUGGAGGCGCUGGAGCUGCAGCUGUGUGCGGCGAUGGAGACACUGCUGCGGGCGGCGGUGACGGAGCUCCGCAGGCUGAUGGAGGAGGAGGACCGGGCCGACCUGCGGACUGAGGCCGCCCAGCAGCGCUCUGCUCCGGCUGCAGUGAAGAGGGAGGAGGAGGUGGAGGAAGUGCAGGAGGAAGUGAGUCCACAGAGGCAGAAUGGAGACACAACGAACCAGUUUGCAGCGCUGAUGGAAACAUGGACCAAAGCUGCGGUGGAGAAAAUCCUGACGAUCCUGAAGGAGUCGACGUGUGAAGACGAGGAGGAAGAGGAGCCGAGUGAGGAGAGCAACCAGUCGAGCAUGAAGCCGCCGGCGAAAUCAACAGUCAGAAGAAAGAAGAUGGAGGGAGGACGGGAACCAGGAAUAAAGAAGAAGAAGAAGAGAGUGAAUCACAAAGCUUCACAUGAAGAGAGAAUCUGUGGAUCUCAGUUUGAACCUGACGUUUUAUUAACAGACCUCAGGUCAGAGCCGGUUCCUGAAUCGGCCCCUGAGCCGGCCUCCGAUGUCAGGGAGGACUUCACCGACGCUUCCACAUCCCAGAUCACAAAGAAGAAGACGAGUGGAUCGGUCAAGUGUCCCUCAUGUGACAAGACGUUCGCUCUGAAGUGUUUGAUGGAGAGACACCGACGCAGCCACUCCAAGCCUCACCUCUGCUCUCACUGCGGCAAAAGCUUCUCGGUGCUCGCCGGGCUCAUCGCACAUUCACGCCGUCACACCGGAGAGAAGCUGCACCGAUGCCCCGACUGCGGGACAGAGUUUGCUUACAAGUCCACCUUCGUGAGACACAUGCGUCAGCACAGCCUGAAGACAGUGGACACCCACGUGUGCACGCUGUGUGAGACCCACUUCACCGACACGCUGGCGUUUCAGCGGCACUGGUGUUGUGCCCUGAACAAGACGUUUGUCUGCUCGCUCUGUCCGGAGACUUUCCAGAGCAGACAGAGUUUGUCCGAUCACGAGAACCUUCAUUCAGGAGUCAGAGACUUCGUGUGUGAGAUGUGUGGAGAGAGUUUCCUCUCGUCCUCGUCGCUGGCGACUCACCGGGUGACUCACAUGGAGAAGGAGACCGGCUGCGACCUGCUCGGCCCCGGCUGCAGCGACCGGAGCCUCCUCACACUAAACCUGAGCAAACACGCCGGGGAGAAGCUCUUCACCUGUGAGGUCUGCGGUAAAGGCCUCAGUCACCAGAGCGCCCUGAAGCACCACAUGCUGACGCACACGGGGGAGAUGCCCUACAUCUGCGAGAUGUGCGGCAAGCGCUGCAGCCACGCCAGCGCGCUUCAGAACCACAUGAGGCUCCACACCGGGAGGAAGCCGGGGCAGCUGUCGGCCUGCAACGUGUGCGGGAAAGAGUUCCGCCGCACGACGCGACUCAAAUAUCACAUGAGCGUCCACACGGGGGAGAAGCCUUACGUCUGCGAUCAGUGCGACAAGAGGUUCAGCAACCCCAGCAACCUGAAGAUACACAUGAGGAGCCACUCCGGAGAGAAGAGGUUCGGCUGCAAUGUCUGCGGCAGGAGGUUCACUCACACCAACAGCCUGAAGGUGCACCGGCUGAUCCACAGCGGGGAGCGGCCGUACCGCUGCGGCGUCUGUGGGAAGGAGUUCAUCAACCGCAGCGACUCCAGGAGACACGAGAGGGUUCACCUGUCCGAGGGAGCCGGAGACGCUCUGUCUCCAAACACGGCUCAAUGAAAACCUGAAGCUUCUCACCAACCACUCAUCUGUAUCGUUUGUUUACACACAUGAAACUGUGAUUAUCUGUUUGUGUACGACAUCUUAAUGUGAAGAAGAAAACUGUGAGACCAGAGAAAUGUGUCGACUGUUAAAGAUUCUAAACAGACGUUUCUAUCACUAGGUUUAUUGGUCACUUUGGCCUUUUCUACUUAUACCCUCACACGCUUUAUGUCAAAAGUAUUAUAUUUGUUUUUAUAUUUGAUUUAUAUUGAGCUCUAUUUUAUAUAUUAUAUAUUUUUUAUUAUAUAUUUUUCUAUAAAAAAUGUCUCUUAUAGCUGAACCUGUUUCUUUUGUCUAACACUCUAACACUGUCGACCGUGUGUUAACUUGCACGUCACAAACUAAAUCCAUAAUUGUGUUUCAUUGUAGAUCGAUCAACGACACUGUGAGUUUCAAUGUGAAUUAUCAUAUUUACCUUAUUUUAUUCACAUUUGCAUCUCUGGAAAGUUUUCCGCCUCCAAUGUGAUCUUGAGUGUCAAUAUACUUAUGUCAAUAUAUCGUAUAACAUUACAGAACAUUAUUAUUUCUCUGAGCAAGCAAAAAAAAAUCUGUUCAUUAUUUAUAGAUUAACUAAUAAAUUAACGACCAACGACAAAUCAACUAUAAAGUGUGUUUAACAUA